Sclerotinia sclerotiorum 1980 UF-70 is the source of this 741-nucleotide messenger RNA. RefSeq lists its product with no specific name. NCBI's taxonomy places the organism in Eukaryota, Fungi, Ascomycota, Leotiomycetes, Helotiales, Sclerotiniaceae. The transcript is spliced from 2 exons. The record is from RefSeq and is a predicted model, not a curated record. The coding region runs from base 1 to 741 and encodes 246 amino acids.
AUGAAGCUCAAGCUAAUCCUCUUUCCUUCUCUACUUCUAAAUAUCCACCGAGCCAACUGCGUACGACUUCGCGAUGAUCCCACGACAAGCGCACCAGCAGCAGUCCUUCAGCAAAAUCCUGGGUGCGCUUUAGUCAGUUCUACACUUUUUGCCUGCGAAUCGAUCAUCCCCGGCUUUACUUCCCUCCUUCCAUCUGCACAGGCAUCAUGUCUGUGUUACUCUUUGUCCACUUGGAUUCCAACAGUCUUCGACAAAGCAGUCCAGACUUGUGCCAAUUUUGCAAGCACCGCUGUACCGGAUGCUUAUCCAGCAUUCGUGAAUUUGGAGGGUUUUUGUGGAAAUAUCGGGAACAUUAAGACAGGCGAAUCUCCCGUUACCUCUCCUAGUACUAUUUCUAAACCUUCUCUUCCAACAAUUCCCAUCAGCGCGGUCCCAGCUUGCUAUACCGCUUUUUCUUUAGUGCAGUUCUGCGUCGCUCUCAUUCCAGGUUUCAUUGCUUUAAAUCCGACGCAACAAGCCUCAUGCCUAUGUUAUACAAGUGUCACGUCCUGGGUUCCAAAAACUUUUGAUAACGCGGUUGCGACUUGUUCGAGAUAUGCGCAAAGUGCCAAUGCUUUUGCGGGAUUGGUAUCGGGGUCUUUCUUCCACGGUCAUAUCGAAUUCGAUAACUUCGCCCGAGGUGAAGACACCACCCUCAACUACAACGAUUCCUCCAUCACCAGCAAAUCCACCCAGUAUUGA